AAUAUAUAUAUAUAUAUAUAUAGACCUUUGCCCACUUUGUAAUAUACAGACCGAAGAUAGUUAAUAAAGAAAAUAACACUUCUUAUUUUGGUUGCCCUUUUGGUACUUUAGUUUUUAGUCUUUAAUUAUUUAAUACAGAAAUGAUUCAUUGAUUUGAGCUUAUAAAUAAAAUAUUUUUCUUCGAAUUUAAAUUCCAAAUACAAUUUGUAAGAAUUUAUGGGCCUAUGAUAUCAGUAUACUCGUACCUUUUUGCCCUUUACAAAAGCCCACAUCUAUUUUCAUCGCCAAUCGGAUCAUCGGAUAUCUCACAGCAAUUCCGCCGCCACCGCCAUCGCAAUGGGUUCCGGCAACCGUAGCAGUAAGGGUAAGUCGGCGUCCAAAUCCGGCAAAUGCCGACGCCGAUCUUCCGAUGAAUCCGCCUCAGACUCCGAUUCAGUUUCUUGCACUGAUUCCGGAUCCGACUCGUCUCCGCCGACAAGCAGCCGUAGCCGUAGCCUUAGCCGCCGUUCAAGCGGAAGCAAAAGUCGAAGACCUAGAAAUUACUCCGAGGAAGAGAGUAGUAGUUCCGACGAGCGAAAUAAGAAGAAGAAGAAGAAAAUUACUGAAGAAGAAAUUGCUUUAUACAUGGCGAAGAAAGCACAGAAGAAAGCAGCGAAAGUAGCAAAGAAGUUGAAAACGCAGAAAGUUUCAGGUUACUCAAACGAUUCAAAUCCAUUCGGAGAUUCAAAUUUAAAUGAAAAUUUCGUAUGGCGGAAGAAAAUCGAACGCGAUGUUACUCGCGGCGUGCCGCUGGAUACAUUCUCAAUGAAGGCAGAGAAACAACGGCAACGAGAACGUAUGGCGGAAAUCGAAAAGGUGAAAAAACGGAGAGAAGAAAGAGCGAUUGAAAAAGCACAAAGGGAAGAAGAAUUACAAAUGCUUGCUCGAGAACGAGCUCGGGCGGAGUUUCAGGAUUGGGAAAAGAAGGAAGAGGAGUUUCAUUUCGAUCAGAGUAAAGUUCGUACUGAAAUUCGGCUUCGUCAAGGUCGUGUUAAGCCUAUUGAUGUGCUUAUUAAGCAAUUAGAACCUUCUGGAGAUUUCGACGUGGAGAUUGAUGAGCCUUAUGUGGUGUUUAGGGGUUUAGGUAUAAAGGAAAUGAAGGAACUUCAGGAAGAUAUUAAAUUGCAUAUUGAUUUGGAUAGGGAAACGCCGUUGCAUAUACAGUACUGGGAGGCGCUUUUGGUGGUUUGUAAUUGGGAAUUGGCGGAAGCUAGGAAGAGAGAAGCAAUGGAUAAAGCGCGAGUGCGUGGAGAGGAAUUACCGCCUGAGUUGGCUGUGGAAGAGAGGGGUUUGCAUUCGAGUAUUGAGACGGAUGUUAAGUCGUUGCUGCAGGGGAAAGGUUAUGGUGAGUUGGAAGCAUUGCAGUCGCAAAUUGAGUCGCAGAUGCGGUCUGGUACUGCUAAAGUGGUGGAGUAUUGGGAAGCUAUUCUUAAACGGCUUCAGAUUUACAAGGCGAAGGCUUGUUUGAGGGAAAUUCAUGCGAAAAUGUUGCGUAAACAUCUUGAGCAUCUUGAGAAACCAUUGGAGAGUCGUGAUGUAGAGGUGGAAGAGACAUUGAAGACUGAUGAGGAAGACGUGGAUCGUGAGCUAAAUGAUGCUCAAGCCAUGUCUCCGGAACCUUUCUUGAAUGAGGAGGUGAAGGAGAACGAGGUGGAGGAGGCGGAGGAAGAUGAUGAUGAUGAAGAUGUGGGUUCUUAUUCGCCUGUGUUAAUGCACGGGGAUGAUAAAGAAGAAGCAGUUGAUCCUGAAGAGGACAGGGCAAUACUCGAGAGGAAACGUAUGGCUGUUUUGGAAGAGAGACGUGCCCAAGAUAAGAUUUUGCCACCAACUCCUGCGGAAGACAACUUUGAGAAGAAAGCUUUCAAGACUAUGGGAGCAAUGGAGGAAGGGGAUGCAGUGUUUGGAUCAAACGACGAAAUUAAUCUUGAUUCACAGGUGUACUGGUGGCACGACAAGUAUAGGCCAAGGAAGCCGAAGUAUUUCAAUCGUGUUCAUACUGGUUAUGAAUGGAACAAGUAUAAUCAAACUCAUUAUGAUCAUGACAAUCCACCUCCAAAGAUUGUGCAGGGAUACAAAUUCAAUAUCUUUUAUCCUGAUCUUGUUGACAAAGCAAGAGCUCCAACUUAUGUCAUAGAGAAGGAUGGAGAUAGUGCUGAUACUUGCAUCAUAAAAUUCCAUGCUGGCCCUCCUUAUGAGGAUAUAGCUUUCCGAAUUGUUAACAGAGAAUGGGAGUACUCUCAUAAAAAGGGGUUCAAGUGCAUAUUCGACCGAGGGAUUCUGCAUUUGUACUUUAACUUCAAACGUUACAGAUACCGUCGUUGAAGAGGUUUCCGAAGCACAUGGUUUGUUGCAAAGUUCAGCAUUUUAUUAUUUUCUUGUUUAUGUAUUUGCUACGCCAAGCUUGUAUGUGAUGUUCAUUCAUGAAUGAAGAAUUUUGAGAACUUGCUAUAAA
This is a messenger RNA of Capsicum annuum, 2491 nucleotides long. RefSeq names its product cactin. The record is from RefSeq and is a predicted model, not a curated record. Gene Ontology annotation, biological process: mRNA cis splicing, via spliceosome. Gene Ontology annotation, molecular function: protein binding. Gene Ontology annotation, cellular component: spliceosomal complex; cytoplasm. The transcript has a single exon. NCBI's taxonomy places the organism in Eukaryota, Viridiplantae, Streptophyta, Magnoliopsida, Solanales, Solanaceae. The coding region runs from base 337 to 2361 and encodes 674 amino acids.